Messenger RNA from Mesorhabditis belari, 783 nucleotides. The record is from the annotation of a GenBank genome assembly. Lineage: Eukaryota; Metazoa; Nematoda; Chromadorea; Rhabditida; Rhabditidae.
AUGGGAGCCGAUUCACUGUCACCAACUAUUCAAGAAGCUCUCUCGCGAAAUGGGAUUCCAACACCGACGUUUACCGGCAAUUGUACCUCGAAAUCUGGUGCUGACAAGUGCACAGCGAAAAUGUGUCAGAAAGCUUCGGUUGACUACACAUUCACCUAUCAGAACACGAGCUACACCUAUCACACCUACACAAAGAGCUGCCAGAAUGCGUCAACUUCUGCAAUUGGUUGCACCCAAGUCUCCCGUCAAACGCUGAAUGGAUCCAUUGGACAGUACACAAAGAUGUUUUUCGUCACUGGAUACUAUGUUUUAUCACCAACAGGAUAUCUUUCAAACCCACUCAAUCGGCUCUUGCAAACACCAAUUUGUUAUUGGGCUGAAAUGAGUCUCAGCCAUGUCUACCCAGUAAUUUCCUUUUUACUCAAUAUGAUCAGUCUCGCCAAGCUGAUUUACAUGAGAACGGUGAAGAAAAGCCAAUCUUCCGGUAAAAGAAUGGAAUUCAAUUUGUUUUUGAUCUGUUUGGCGAGUCUCGUCGUUCAGUUUGCUCUAAUGUUUUAUGUCGACUACGGUGCCUUUUUGGUUGAUGCGGAGUAUCGCGUUUUUAUGUUGAACAUUGUCUCCGAUUUUGGAACAAUGUCUGAGGCUUGGAUUGGAAUAAUAGUCAGUCGAAAGCUCCGACAACAUUUCACUUCGUGGCUGUUUUCGUGGAAAACGUUCAGCCUUUCCUUGAUUGGAUAUGAUCCGACAACAACGGAUGCCUAUCAGAGAGCAUAUCGGGCAAAU